AUGCAGCAUACCCCCGUAAACCUACCUGAAUUCGCACCAGAUGACCCUCGGGAGUUCCUUCAAUACUCUCACCCUCGUUUGCACUUUGUCGCCCUAUCUGUCCUGACCAUCUCCACUACCCGCCUCGACCGAUUUCUACCUCCUCCUGCCGUACACUUCUCGGACGAUCGCCUCUACCUUUCAAUAUUCUCGAUGGUCCCCAAGGUUACAAAGACCCCGCACAAAAAGACGGCGGUUGAAUUGCGGAGGUUGAACGAGGGUGUGGAUAAAGGCUUGAGGACAGACAAUCGGUUAGGAGUGGUUGGUCGCCUUGAGGAGGGCCAAACGGGGCUUCUGUCGUGA
Cyclocybe aegerita is the source of this 342-nucleotide messenger RNA. The record is from the annotation of a GenBank genome assembly. NCBI's taxonomy places the organism in Eukaryota, Fungi, Basidiomycota, Agaricomycetes, Agaricales, Hemipholiotaceae.